Molecule: messenger RNA, 818 nt
Organism: Eimeria tenella
Lineage: Eukaryota; Apicomplexa; Conoidasida; Eucoccidiorida; Eimeriidae
Product: Structural maintenance of chromosomes protein, related
Exons: 2
Biological process (GO): mitotic chromosome condensation
Source: RefSeq, a predicted model, not a curated record
AUGCUGGGGGGUGGCGGGCCAGUGGGGGGCCCCCGUAGGAACGCGGGGGGCCCCCUGACUGUGGCAGAUUUGCUGGAGGGCGCUCAGCGAGCAGCAGCAGCAACAGCAGCAACAGGAGCAGCAGCAACAGCAGCAGCAGCAGCAACACCGACACCGUCCCAGUCGCCGCUGGGGGCCUCACCCACUGCAGCAGCAACAGCAGCAGCAGCAGCAGCAGAUGCAGCAGCUGACGCGCAUAGCCUGGGAUCGUCUCUGGCGAUCCCAGCCCUAGACUCCAUAUGCCCAGGGGGCCCCCUGGGGGGCCCCCUGGGGGGCCCUCCUGGGGGCCCCCUAGGGGGCCCCCCAGGGGCCCCCAAGAGGGGCCCCGUUCGGCGGCUGAUGAUUGAAAAAGUUGUUUUGGAGAACUUCAAAAGUUACAGCCAAAAAAAAGUCAUUGGACCAUUCCACAAGCGUUUCACGGCCAUCGUGGGCCCCAACGGCUCGGGGAAAAGCAAUGUAAUAGACGCAAUGCUUUUUGUCUUUGGGCGCCGCGCGCAGCAAAUAAGGCUGCGGAAUGUGACGGAGCUUAUUCACAACUCUGCUGCUGCUGCUGCUGCUGCUGAAGCAGACGCAGCAGCAACAGACCCAGCGCACCCCGCCAAGCCCAAGAAAAAGGCCGCCGCAGAGCAGCAGCAGCAGCAGCACACAAUCGACAGGGCAAGUGUGUCCGUUUUCUUCCAGGAAAUUAUCGACCCCGUAAGCUCCACACAGCAGCAGCAGCAGCAGCAGCAGCAGCAGCAGCAGCAGCAGCAGCACAUCACUUGUUCGCAACAGCGUGA